Eptesicus fuscus (big brown bat) is the source of this 489-nucleotide messenger RNA. Its product is annotated as midkine-like. Lineage: Eukaryota; Metazoa; Chordata; Mammalia; Chiroptera; Vespertilionidae. Bases 10 to 414 code for a protein of 134 amino acids. The record is from RefSeq and is a predicted model, not a curated record. Gene Ontology annotation, molecular function: growth factor activity. The transcript has a single exon.
GCAAGCGAGAUGCAGCACCGAGGCUUCCUCCUCCUCGCCUUCCUCACCCUGCUGGCGCUCAUCUCCGUGGUGGCCAAAAAGAAAGACAAAGUGAAGAAGGGUGGCCCGGGGAGCGAAUGCGCUGAGUGGACCCGAGGGCCCUGCACCCCUAGCAGCAAGGACUGCAGGGCCCAGACUCAGCGCAUCUGGUGCAGGGUGCCAUGCAACUGGAAGAAGGAGUUUGGAGCCGACUGCAAGUACAAGUUUGAGAGCUGGGGGUCGUGUGAUGGGAGCUCGGGCACCAAAGCCCGCCAAGGCCCCCUGAAGAAGGUGCAGUACAAUGCCCAGUGCCAGGAGACCAUCCGCAUAACCAAGCCCUGUACCCCCAAGACCAAAGCCAAGGCCAAAGCCAAGAAAGGGAAGGGAAAGGACUAGAGGCCAGGCCUGAAUGCCAAAGAGCCCCUGGCCCACCUCCUCCCUCCCCCGGCCCCAGUGUAACCCACCAGUGCC